CGCCUCGCGUUUACCGCAGCAGGCUGCAGAGCGGACAAGGCCAGGCGACCUCCGACCGCGCAACCCCUCGCGGCAUGAAGUGGCAGGAGACAGUGGUGGUGACCGCGGCGGCAGCGCCCGAGGACCGCGACAGAGAGCAGCCUUGGCAACCGGCAGGGCUAGGGUGCAGGGCGCGUGGGGAGUCCGGCGUCCCCCAGGAACCCCGCAAACAGUGGAAGAAAUUUUUAUAUUGUGAGCCGCACAAGAGAAUUAAGGAAGUGCUAGAAGAAGAACUUUAUAUUAAGAGAGAUGAAUGCCACAUUAAAAAUCCACCUGCAGUGGCCCUGGAAGGAAUUUGGAGCAUUAAAAGGAAUCUCCCUGUGGGAGGCUUGAAGCCUGGAUUGCCCAGCAGAAACAGUUUACUGCCACAAGCCAAGUACUAUUCAAGGCAUGGAGGGCUGAGAAGUAAGGAUGAAGAGAAUAUAAUUUUCCACUGGGCAGAAACCUCUUUCUCCUAAUGUUUGAAGAACACUGAAGAAACCCAAGCUUGUUUCUUGAUUUCAGAUGUGUAUGGGGGCGGGGGAGUAUAUUAGUCUGUAAUGUCUAUUUACAUAGUCAUCUAAAGUAAUGAAAGACUAUUGAUAGUUUGCUAAGUGCCUACAAACAAUGAGGGAAAAUCUUAUGCUUAUUUUUAGUUUUCAUAAUUAGAAUAAAUUGGGUUUCUAAUUCAAUCGAAUUGGGUUAUCUAUUAAAUGAGUGAAAUAAUAAUAAAACAAAAGCACAUCUAUUGUGUGUCUUUAUUUCGAGGUAAACAUUAUAAACCUUAACCUUCACUAAAGUGUAAUGUGCUAAUCCACU
Molecule: messenger RNA, 837 nt
Organism: Sciurus carolinensis (gray squirrel)
Lineage: Eukaryota; Metazoa; Chordata; Mammalia; Rodentia; Sciuridae
Gene: C11H11orf97
Product: chromosome 11 C11orf97 homolog
Exons: 4
Coding region: 75-497 (140 amino acids)
Cellular component (GO): ciliary base
Source: RefSeq, a predicted model, not a curated record